Molecule: messenger RNA, 1606 nt
Organism: Amaranthus tricolor (Joseph's coat)
Lineage: Eukaryota; Viridiplantae; Streptophyta; Magnoliopsida; Caryophyllales; Amaranthaceae
Product: putative NAC domain-containing protein 94
Exons: 3
Coding region: 304-1479 (391 amino acids)
Biological process (GO): regulation of DNA-templated transcription
Molecular function (GO): DNA binding
Source: RefSeq, a predicted model, not a curated record
GUAGUGAUAGCUUGAGUUUGAGUGUAACAAAACUUAGCUCCUCGUGGAUUUGUCGUAAUUCACACAUAACCAAAGAUUUCAGUGACAAUCACCCACAAAUAACGGCCAAAACACUUUCAUUCAGAGCUUAUCAAUGCCUUUGAAUCAAUAAUGUCUUUGAAGGGUGUGCAACAUUUGUACGGCCACACUUAAUCUUGUGUAUUUCUAAGUCUUCUAACCCUUUCUACUUAUGCCUCUACUUUAGCUCUUCUAAAGGAUUCUAUUUAUGGUUAAAACUAAACCCUUUGAUUUAUCAGACAAAAAAUGGAGGAGAAAAAUGAGAUUGAUAAUAAUAAUAGUAAUAAGGUUGAUGAUGUUAUAAUGCCUGGGUUUAGGUUUCAUCCUACUGAUGAGGAACUUGUUGGGUUUUACCUUAAAAGGAAGAUUCUUCAACAAAAUUUACCUAUUGAGCUUAUUAAGCAAGUUGAUAUCUACAAAUAUGACCCUUGGGAUCUUCCUAAAUUGGCAUCAACUGGAGAGAAAGAAUGGUAUUUCUACUGUCCAAGAGAUAGGAAGUACAGAAACAGCACAAGGCCUAAUAGGGUAACAUGUGCUGGUUUCUGGAAGGCAACUGGAACUGACAGGCCAAUAUAUUCCUCAGAUGGUGCAAAGUGCAUUGGACUUAAGAAGUCUCUUGUGUUUUAUAGAGGAAGAGCUGCUAAAGGAAUCAAAACUGAUUGGAUGAUGCAUGAGUUUCGUUUACCUUCACUUUCUGAUAAUGCUCCUCCUCCUAAGAAGUUUUAUGAUAAAAGUUUUCCUGCCAGUGAUUCAUGGGCAAUAUGUAGAAUAUUCAAGAAGACAAACAGUACAGCACAAAGAGCUCUAUCCCAUUCAUGGGUAUCACCACCAUUACCAGAAACAGCAACAGUAAGUGACAUACUUAACCAAGGCUCAAAUCUGAUUGGUUCUCAUUUCAGUUCAGAGAACAUAUCAUGCACAUCAGAAGUAGCAAAGUCUUCCAUUCAAGUCUGCAACAACAAUCAUGACCUACAAAAUCCCAUUUCCUCUCCUCUUAGUUUCUCCACCCUUGAUCACUACAAACCCAUCUCCGAUCCAACGGUCUCUAAACUGUCUGUCAUCCCAACAUCCUUCACAGACCUCCCAAACAACAUACUGUUUCCAACAGAAGUCUCUGCCAUGCUCCUGAAUCUCUCUCCUGCUUUCACUACUGAUGCUGCUAAACUGACAGACACUAUAGACUUCGGUAGGUCACAGCAGCAGUUCAAUGGUCUUCAUUUGAGUUUAUCACAGAAUUUGAUCGAAGAUGAUCCAUUCGGGUUUAGACUGAGCCAAAAUCAACAGUGCAAUGGUCUAAGAUCAAUGGGUUUACCUUUCAGUUCACCUUCGUGUGUGACAAACUCGGGUACUUUGUCAUGGGACUCGGCUCCGUGUCCUAGUGAGUUGUCCACAAGUUAUUCCUCUAACAGGUUUUAUAGCUAGACAGUAGACAGUAAAGCAGUAAGAGAUUUCAGUGUAGGAAAUCUAGUUAGCUUGAUAACUUCCAUUAGGUGGUUAAGUUAGAUCAGCUGUAGGAGAAACUAUACUUUAGAGUGCAGUUUUAGGUACU